Magallana angulata is the source of this 2511-nucleotide messenger RNA. RefSeq lists its product as uncharacterized. The transcript is spliced from 5 exons. Bases 241 to 573 code for a protein of 110 amino acids. Lineage: Eukaryota; Metazoa; Mollusca; Bivalvia; Ostreida; Ostreidae. The record is from RefSeq and is a predicted model, not a curated record.
AGUAGAAUAGUUUAAAUACCAUGUGAAUGGAUUACCUUUCACUUAUUAUAGGUAAGUCAGAAAAUGAUAUCUAUAGUCCAUAUAAGGUAAUGACGGCACCCGUGCCUUUACGUUGUCAAGGGCGACGUAACGCUAAAUCCUAGGAGCGGUUGCGUUGUGGUUACCGCGUUAGUUACUGACUUCGAUCGGUGGCAGCUUGACGUGUUUUACGCACAGCGAAAAAAAUCUGACAAAAUCAGCAUGAAACGAGAGCGAUCGGACAGUAGAAAGCAUGAAAGCGAGUCUAAGAGGCGCUGUAUAGAGACCUCUACAAAUGAGUGUCAGUGGUAUGAGGUGUUGCUGGAGCUUCAUAUGAAGUCUAGCUACCGCCUGACUGGUGCCAUCAACAAAUCAGAAGAUCGACGGGAGUUGCCCACCAUCCCGCAACCCACCCACACGAUCGAAUGGCUGGCUCGUACAAACGUCAAGCACCGCCCUCUCCGCCGCCAUGACAUCCCUCAACCCAGGAAGCACAAAGUCCCUAAGAGACACGUGCAGACUGAUGACCUUAAUAAGUCCUUCUACAUCUACUGAAGGGGGGAAACUUUUGGUGGAUUGCUAGGACAUUUCACAAAGAACAAGAGAAAGCAUGCCAAAGCAUGACUCAUGUAAUUUCUGUGGAAAUAUACAACUAUGAUUAUCUUAGACUCCCUGAAUGGACUAUGCCGUGUGUAGCUUUGAGUUGGACUGCACGGAAUCAUUGAAGACAACGUUGAUAUCUUAAGAAUGAGAACUGUGUGUCUGUGUCACGGACAUUUGCACCAUGGUGUUUGACUUAAGGUCAAUAGGCGAGAUUGACAAUAAUCCGGGACAUUUAUGUGCCAGCUAAGACAGUUUCUUUGACACAUGGGCCAGUAACAUGUGCUUCAUUUCGAAUCAACUAAAGUUGACUUUUAACUAUUAGUUUUGUGCAGUAGCCUACAUGAAAAUGUGCAUGAGUCAUGGCGCAGAUAUUCCCUUUAUACAACAGUUUAUCGUUGUUUGGGACGUUUGUACUUCUAAGACUGAGAUUUACUGAAAUCACUAUGCAAAGACUUUUUAUGGCACACAGCGUACAACUAUGCUUAACACAUUUUGCAUAAGUCUACAAUAAGGCUUAUCUCUUUUUUCACAUACUGACUGAACUAAGCAUAGGCUUUUUACGUCAAAUCGUUUCUAAGCUUCACACUUUUUUUGCAUACUGUCUAGAACUAAGCUUUUCGCCAUUUUGCAUCUUUAGGCUUUUAACAUACUGUCUAGAACUAAGCUUAAAGCAAUUUGCGAACUAAACUUUUUGGAUAUUGAGCUUUCUACAUACUGUCUCCAGCUAAGCUUAAAGUCAUUGCAUACUUAUCUUUUUACAUACUAUAUACUACUAAGCUUAACACCAUUUGCAUACUAGUACACAUGUACAUAGCUUUUUCCAUAAAAAUUACAACUAAACUUAAAGCCAUUUGCAUAGUUUACCAAGUCUUUUGCAUACUGUCUACAACUUAGCUUAAUGCCUUUUGCAUACCAAGCCUUUUUGCAUACUGUCUAGAACUAAGCUUAAUUCCUUUUGCAUACCAAGCCUUUUGCAUACUGUCUACAACUUAGCUUAAUGCCUUUUGCAUACCAAGCCUUUUGCAUACUGUCCUGAGCUUAGCUCAAUGCCUUUUGUAUGCCAAGCCUUUUGCAUACCGUCUAGAACUUAGCUUAAUUCCUUUUGCAUACCAAGCCUUUUCCAUACUGUCUAAAACUUAGCUUAAUGCCUUUUGCAUACCAAGCCUUUUGCAUACUGUCUAGAACUAAGCUUAAUGCCUUUUGCAUACCAAGCCUUUUGCAUACUGUCUAGAACUUAGCUUAAUGCCUUUUGCAUACCAAGCCUUUUGCAUACUGUCUAGAACAUAGCUUAAUGCCUUUUGCAUACCAAGCCUUUUGCAUACUGUCUAGAACUCAGCUUAAUGCCUUUUGCAUACCAAGCCUUUUGUAUACUGUCUAGAACUUAGCUUAAUGCCUUUUGCAUAUCAAGCCUUUUGCAUACUGUCUGGAACUUAGCUUAAUUCCUUUUGCAUACCAAGCCUUUUGCACACUGUCUAGAACUUAGCUUAACGCCAUUUGCACACUGUCUACAACUAAAUGUGAUAAUGGAUAGAUCGAUCUCUAUCAGUAGAGAUGCAGUAUAGGCAUUGUGCGAGCAUUAGAUUACAAAUAGUGCAAGUAUUUAGUUACACACGGUGUAUAUUGUCUUAAUAUACAGAAGUUUGAAAUGAGUUAUCACCAUUUAGACACUACUUAAUUAGUGUUGAAGUAUUAGUUUAUUUCUGACAUUUCAACCGUUAUGUCUAUCAUUAACGUAUCUGUAAUUAAUCUAGGACGAUGACUUAAUCAGUCAUACAAAACAUUUGUAGUUCUCAGAAAAAAGAAGCUAGAUUAUUUGAGAGGUACACAUUUUGUCUCAAAACGCAAAGAGCACUACAUGCAUGCCAUAGUGGUUUUUUUUUUUUUUUUUUU